Messenger RNA from Caenorhabditis elegans, 3892 nucleotides. It is a transcript of the gene znf-236, whose product is annotated as C2H2-type domain-containing protein. Lineage: Eukaryota; Metazoa; Nematoda; Chromadorea; Rhabditida; Rhabditidae. The transcript has 13 exons. Gene Ontology annotation, biological process: negative regulation of transcription by RNA polymerase II. Gene Ontology annotation, cellular component: nucleus. The coding region runs from base 6 to 3743 and encodes 1245 amino acids. The record is from RefSeq and is marked reviewed.
AGAAAAUGGAUUACGACCCGUCCCAAUAUCGGGAGCGAAACAACGCCUCCUGGGACCGAAUCCGGCACGAAAACGCGGCCAGUGUGCGAUCGGAGCCAGCUGACUAUAUGUUUGAUUAUAGUAAUUAUAAUAAUAAUAAUAAUGUACGAGAGCUUGGGUCUCGCCACGAAAUUGCUCAAUAUCCUCCCGCGCAAAAUCUGGAUUUUGAGCCUGUUCAAAGCCUAGAUGGCCUGGAUUUUGUGGGUGAAGAAGUCGCAAUUCGGGGGGAAAUUGAGGAGGUGGAAGACGAUGAAUCUGAAGACGAAUCCGACGAAGAAAUCGAUCGCCCUGACAUUUAUUGCAUGGAAUGUAGAUCAAAAAUCGAGGAUACCAACUCGCAUGACUGCAGACUAAAGCCGAAGCUUUUCGAGUGCACAGAAUGCCGGGAAAGCUUCAACUUUGAGAAAAAUCUGAAAAUCCACAAAAUUCUCGACCACCUGAAAGCUACUGACUUUGUGAGAGGAACCAUUUGCCAAUUCUGCUCGAAAGACAAAACUCACGCGCCUUUUAGCCGAUUUUCGGCCUAUAUUGGACAUGUAAAAGUUCAUUUAAAAUCCGAUGAUUUGGAGUGUGAGCAGUGUGGCAAUGAGUUUGAAAAUGAGCUCGACCUCGACCAUCACAUCCGCCGCGAGCACUCCACCGACGUCUACGAGCUUGUAUUCUGUCCGAAAUGUAAAAAAGUGCUCACAUUAGAAGAAUCUUCAGCUCAUUCUCUUUUGCAUUCGGCGCAAAAUUCCGUAAAAAUUCGUCGACGAAAAUCAGCGCCAUUUCCCGAAAAACCUCCUCCAAAAAAGGCUUCCCAUACAGGAAAAAAACCAGUUCGAGAGAAGAAAAAUGUGUGCCCAUACUGUAAUAAAGCAUUUGUCAGGCCUGCGGAGCUUGCCAGGCACUCAUUUGUCCAUCUGAGAGCCAAACAUCUCCAGAGCUCCUCCACUGAAAUCCCAAAAUGGAAAUGUGCAAUUUGUUUUAAAGAAUACGCUCAUCAAGCUGGACUCUCCGAGCACAAGCGUACAGUUCAUGGAAAUGCCAAGCAAAUUGUGUGUCGAAUAUGUGGAAUGUCUUUUUCAAAGCGCUCCAACCAUGACCGUCACAUGCUAAAAAUCCACCCAAUCGAACAGGAUUCCCGUGAUCAAUGCCAAUUUCAAUGCCCCGACUGCCCGACAGUAUUCAAGAAAUUGGGCUCACUGACCGCUCACAAAAGAGCCUGUCACCUCCGGACGGAUACACUGAAAAUCCCGACAAAACCUCUUCCGAUCUACAAGCGCCAUGUGUGCAAAACGUGUAAACGAGAGUUCCGCGACGCGAAAAUGCUCGAAAAACAUCGCCGAUUCCAUUUGCUCGCGGAGCACCGCUGGCGGGAUGCUCUUCUUCUACACGGUGGUGGCGGCGGCGAGCGAAAAUGCACGUAUUGUGACAAGAGUUUUGUGCUCCGCGCCUCACUUGUCUGGCAUAUGCAGAAGCAUUUCGAAGAGGAGGAGCAACAGCAGGAGCAUCAUCAUCAGCCAUUUUGUGCUCUUUGUGACCUGAAUUUCUUCAGCCAACAAGAAUACAGACAGCAUCUUGAUGAGCAGCACUCGGUGAUUUGCGCUGUGUGCAAUCAGAAAUUCUCCUCACGUCAAGUCUACGAGGAUCACAUUUGUAAUCGGAAAUUCGCGACGAGGCACCACGCCAUGAUGAUGGCUCAGCAGCAGACGAAUCGUGUGCUCAUUUGUCGGCAGUGUAAACCACCGCAGAGGCUUACCACUGCACGACAGAUUAAAGAACACCGUGCCCGACACCUUCCCCGCAAGUCACAUCUCUGUUGGACGUGUCACAAAUCAUUCCGUACCGCGCAACUUUUAUCCCUCCACGCCGAAGUUCACGAUCGUCAGCCGAUUCAGUGUGCUCAUUGUCCACAAGUCUUCCAUAGUCGUGUCGCUCUAAAACAACACACACGUAUUAGUCAUGGUGGUGAUACGAACUAUCAAUGCGUCGUCCACGUGGAUCGAACGAUGGCAAUGUCGGCACAAUCAUUCGCCGAGUAUGGACUGGCAGCGGAUCAAAAUGAAGGGGAUGAUGAUGAACAUGCUCACCGAGCACACUCUGUUACAGAAUGGAUGGAUAGUGGAGUUGUUGAAGAGGAGGUUAUUAGUCAAGAGGAUCAAGGGGAUAUUCGAUAUACAAUACAACCGAUUCUUAGCGAUGCAGAACAGCCAAUUCGUUGUGAAGUUUGCCAUCAUUUGUAUAAUAAUAUUGAAAUGUUAUGCGAUCAUUGGCAGGGAAGCGACACAGACACUGAUCAUUCGUACGGAAUAGUGACGUGUCCGAUAUGUGAGUCGAGAAUUCGUGGAGCAUCGGAAGCUGCCAAUCAUUUGAGAAGUGUACAUUUAUUUGCAAGGCCACGUAUUCAUCUUCAGUUUAUGAAACCCUCAACAAAUGACCUCAUUCCAAUCACAUCUGCUCCAUCUGAUUCUCUUGCUCUGGCAAUCAUUCCAUCCACAACUCCUGUCACAACAAUUCAGCAGCAAGUGAAGAAAGGUCACGAAUGUCCGCAAUGCUUGAAAGUGUUGACAAGAAAGAACGAUUUGGAUCGCCAUAUGAGAAUACAUGCAGGAGCCCGAGACUUUAAGUGUCCGACGUGUUCGAUGAGCUUCCGUGUGAAAUCCACAUUAACCACGCAUAUGCAGACACACUCGGAUGCUCCACCACAAUAUCAGUGUACAGUAUGCGAUAAGUCGUUCUACGAGAAGAAGACUCUAGUUGUGCAUAUGAGAAUUCAUACUGGAGAAAUGCCAUUCAAGUGCCGGUUUUGUGAUCUGCAUUUUAGAACAAUUGCAAUGACUCGAACUCAUGAGAAGAAAUGCUCAUUCGGUGGUCCCCAUCGCCCGAUUCUGCCCGAUCCAUCGACCCGAUCGAUUUCUUCGUUCCAACCGCAAUUCGUUGCACCACAAGUUGAUAUGAAUCGAACUAUCACUCAAAUCUCAUCCCUACCACAGCACAGCCUUAAUUUAUCCCGAAAUUCGGCGUUCAACGAAGUUCGUGCAAUGGGAGCAUUGGUAACAAGUGGAGAAAGUCGAAUAUUCGUGAUAACAAAGCCGAUCACUCAAAUGCAAUACGUGGUUAUUGUGCAGAAAACGAAACCUCCAGAGGGUACUAUGAGAUAUGCGGUCGACACAGUAAGCGAGAUAAAAAUCAAUCAAUUGCAAGAAUCGACAAAUCUCUCGAUUGUUCUUCAUAAUGAUAUGCGCCUCAACCUGAACACUGUCCGAAUGCUCCAAAUGCUCCCAGCUCUAGGCCUAGACGAUGCCUACAAGGAACGGGUUACUGUAGGCGAUUCGGAUGAAAUGAUGGAUAAUGAGCUCUUCUCGAUUAUUGCUCACAACAAGACUAGCGGAGUUUCGUCGUUUAUUCGCCGCUGCGAGAUUUGUGAAAUUGAUCUACCGACGAAACGCGCCAGUGAUGCGCAUUUCUAUUCGGAAGAUCAUGAAACUGCGCAGCUAAUGUAUCCAUCGAAAAACACGACGCAACCAAUGAUGUCAGUUGACCGUAAUCUCGGAAUGCCCAACAUGCACGCAAUCAACGCCGAAACUUCCGAAUUCAACUGUAAACUGUGUGGAACACGAUUCCUCGACAUGGACCCCCUUCUCACACACAUCCGGCAGGAACACGAUGAGCAGCCCGUUAUUCCGCCGAGACCUGUUGCGCAUACUGCUCCGAUUAAUUGAAUUUUCAAAUUUUAGAACCUAUUUUUUUAGCAUACUUUAGCAUAUAUUUGAUCUCCUCACAUUUUUACGCGGUUUUAUUAUAUUGAUGAUGUGUACCUUUUUUUGCUCAUUUUUAUCAUUGCCCAAAAUAAAGAUGAUAUAAAAUUUUU